GGGAACUUCCUCUGCAUUCUCUUGCGUGAUCCCCUUCCUUUUCGUGGUUGUGACCAGAAGUGAUAAAACAGAUAUAACAGAAGAACUUGGACAAAUUUUCGCAUGACGAUGGCUGUUGACACACUGGCGGUGCCGUCGGAGAAUGUUCUAGCCCCGAAGAAGAACAGGAUUCAGGUGUCCAAUACCAAGAAGCCCCUCUUCUUCUAUGUCAAUCUUGCCAAGAGGUACAUACAACAACAUAAUGAAGUUGAGCUCUCUGCUUUGGGGAUGGCAAUUACGACCGUUGUCACCAUUGCUGAGAUACUCAAGAACAACGGUGUUGCUACAGAAAAGAAGGUUUUGACUUCAUCGGUUGGAAUGAAGGACGAGAACAGAGGGCGGGUGAUCCAAAAGGCCAAGAUUGAGAUCGUGCUAGAGAAAUCGGAUAGAGGAGAAAGCCCGCCAGCAACGGCUAAUACAAGCACAGAAGCGACGACAACUGAUACAAAGACAGAAAUGGCGAAGACUGAAACAGCUACAGAACUGGCUGCCACCGCCUCUGAUGAAAAGAAGUGACCAUUAGGAUUGUUCGCGUCAAAUUUCGAUCUUUACUGAAUAGGGUCAUUCUUUCUGAAUCUAUUUUGGCAUUGCCCACCUUACUGGAGCAACUCUGUGGCUAGCGUCUUCGUUUUUAAUAGCAGAACCAAAGAUGGAUUCGAGUAUAGAGUAUGAAGUUGAAUAGAAUGCAAAAAGAAACAUUAUACUGAAUGGUUAAGUUAAAUAGGGGAAGUUGCAGCUGGAUGUUUCUCACAUGCAGAGUUGUAAAGUACCAUUAACAAAGUUUUCUGAUUCAAUCCUGGCUCUUUUGCUAAUGCGCU
Rhodamnia argentea is the source of this 857-nucleotide messenger RNA. RefSeq lists its product as uncharacterized. The transcript has 5 exons. Gene Ontology annotation, cellular component: nucleus. Gene Ontology annotation, molecular function: RNA binding. The coding region runs from base 103 to 555 and encodes 150 amino acids. The record is from RefSeq and is a predicted model, not a curated record. NCBI's taxonomy places the organism in Eukaryota, Viridiplantae, Streptophyta, Magnoliopsida, Myrtales, Myrtaceae.